CCAUUUGUUCGCCCUCCACUCAACUCGCACAACACAAACGUCCUGCAAAAUGUACUCCAAGAUCAUCCUUCUUCUCGCUCUUAUGGCCGCCGUCAGUGCCCAGUCUUACUAUGGACAUCAGCAACAGUACCACCACGAGGAAGAGCAUCACGGACCAGUGCACUACGAGUAUCACUACGAUGUGCAUGAUGAUCACACGGGUGACGUCCACGGACAGAAGGAGGCCCGUAAGGACGACUCUACCCAGGGCGAGUACUACCUGAUCGAUGCCGAUGGCCACAAGCGCACCGUCACGUACCACGUUGAGGGUAAGAGCGGAUUCAUCGCUGAAGUGCACCGUGAACCGAUCAAGGGAUACCAGGCUCCUCAGCCACAGCACCAUCACCAGCCACAAUACCAUCAGCAGGCUCCAGCCCACCAAAAUUAUCAUUACUAGAACGCAUCUUAGUCUUUUCUAAUUGGUACCAUAGUUGUGUAAUAAAAGUGAAAUUAUACUUUUAAAUGCUAGUAUAAAACGUUUAUUAGUGUUAUUCAUAUUCAAAGUUUAGAUUGAUACUUGUAAUACCUUAAUUGUGAAACGCGUAAUUUCAAAGAACAUACCAAUUCUUACAACUGUCUUUAACCAUGAAUGAAUUUUUU
This is a messenger RNA of Anopheles stephensi (Asian malaria mosquito), 639 nucleotides long. RefSeq names its product larval cuticle protein A2B-like. Gene Ontology annotation, cellular component: extracellular matrix. The coding region runs from base 50 to 436 and encodes 128 amino acids. Lineage: Eukaryota; Metazoa; Arthropoda; Insecta; Diptera; Culicidae. The transcript has 2 exons. The record is from RefSeq and is a predicted model, not a curated record.